AUGAAUAUCAGGGAUAAGGGCGUUCUUAUCGAUAUCGGAUUAACGUCACUCGUCGAGCUGCUGCCCUCUGGCGACAUUAUCAAAACUGCCUGGCUAGGGCGCGAUCGUGACGUGGAGCGCCGCGAAGAGCUCGCUCUCGAGUCCCGGAUAUACGACCUACUCGGCGAACAUGCCUGUCUCGUCAAGAAGAAAGCUUGGGACGCCAGCGAGUCUACGUUGGUCUUAGAGUAUAUGCCGAACGGGACUCUGAAAGAUUAUCUCAGGGCAUACCCAGAGGUGUCCGUCGAAACGCGACGACGAUGGAUUGAGCAGGCUGCCCAAGGCGUUCAUCUUCUUCAAACCUUAUCCAUUAUCCAUUGCGACAUUGGCCCGCACAAUUUCCUAUUAGAUGCAGACCUGAACCUCAAGAUCUCCGAUUUCAGUGGCUCUUCGCUGCAUGCAUCGGGGACAAAUACCCGCCCGGGGACUCGGUAUACGGGCCCUGAUUCGUAUUGGACCGCGAAAAGGCCUCCGACGCCCGACGACGACUUUUUCGGACUCGGCUCGACUAUCUAUUUUAUUAUAACUGGGACCGCCCCUUUCGAGGAGAUUCCCAGCCAUGAAGUCGACAGGCGGUACCAGGCGCGCGAGUUCCCGGAGCUUACCGGAAUCCAGUGUGCCGAUGUAAUCGCGAAAUGCUGGCACCGAGAGAUACGAUCCGCCCAGGAGGUAGUCGACAUGAUCAAGACGCCGGGGCGCGGUCCCAGCUCCGGCACCUGCGAUUCUGGCGUGAUCAGCAACGGACUAUCAACCGGAUACCUUUGGGUCUCAACAGAAGUCCUGGCCUGGCCUGGGUACCGUUCGAGCCGUGGUGGAGGGGACGACGAUAGACUUUGA
Sodiomyces alkalinus F11 is the source of this 876-nucleotide messenger RNA. RefSeq names its product kinase-like protein. Gene Ontology annotation, molecular function: ATP binding; protein kinase activity. The transcript has 3 exons. Gene Ontology annotation, biological process: protein phosphorylation. NCBI's taxonomy places the organism in Eukaryota, Fungi, Ascomycota, Sordariomycetes, Glomerellales, Plectosphaerellaceae. The record is from RefSeq and is a predicted model, not a curated record. Bases 1 to 876 code for a protein of 291 amino acids.